Messenger RNA from Didymodactylos carnosus, 771 nucleotides. Lineage: Eukaryota; Metazoa; Rotifera; Eurotatoria; Philodinida; Philodinidae. The record is from the annotation of a GenBank genome assembly.
AUGUCAAACCCUGCGCCACAUCAUUUCCAUGGACCAGAUCGAGAAGGUCAUAUCCACAAUGUGUCUAUUCACGCGAUGGGUGACGUCGAGAAUCAAGGUAUUCUCAAACAAUAUGAUUCUGUAACUGUUGAACCCGACGAUUGCUUGACCAUCAUUUACACUAGUGGUAGUUCUGGUUUUCCCAAAGGUGCGAUGAUAUCUGAGAGCGCUUUUCGAGCCAACUUUCCACACUGGUGCGUCCCAACGGCGGACGAGUACGUUUUAUUCUCGUAUCGAUCAUUAGCAUGGUCAUCCGAUCGCAAAGCGAUCAUAACUCUUUUUCUUUUGGGCGGUCGAACUGGCUUCUUCACCGGAGACAAUGCUCGUCUGAUGGAAGAACUAGCCAUCGUUCGACCUACCUCUUUCGCAGGAACUCCAGCUAUCUGGAACAAGAUCUAUACGGAGUUUAACACGAAACUCGCUCUGAGUACCGUUCGUCUCUCACCCGAUGCUCUUCAAGCAGAAGAACAGCGACUUCUUCGAGACUUCUCCAAACUCAUGCCCAACAGUUGGCGAGGAAUUAGCAUCGGUGGUGCGAUGAUCAGCCGCGCAGUGAUAGAAUUCAUGAAACGAUGCUUUACACAUUGUAUUGUGGAUGAAGUCUGCGGUAUUACUGAAUGCGGUAGUGUUGCCUAUGCUAACAGUAUUGAAAAGACCGUCCAAUAUCGGCUGGAGUCUGUUCCUCAUCUCGGCUAUACAAUCAAUGAUCAACCCUAUCCACGAGGAGAACUU